GCGGAAGUGCCGCGCUCAUUUCCGGUUGGUGCGCAGCGGUUGCGGGUUGGAGCUGCUGAAGCCGGGCUGGAACCAUGCCUCGCAAGAUUGAGGAGAUCAAGGAUUUCCUGCUGACGGCGCGGCGGAAGGACGCCAAGUCUGUCAAGAUCAAGAAGAACAAGGACAAUGUGAAGUUCAAGGUGCGCUGCAGCCGAUACCUCUACACCUUGGUCAUCACUGACAAGGAGAAGGCUGAGAAGCUGAAGCAGUCCCUGCCCCCAGGUCUGGCCGUGAAGGAGCUGAAAUGAGCUGGGAUCAGCUGGGUACCUGUUGGAUUCUCUGUGUUUGUUAAAAUAAAUAAAAAACCGUUCCUGGUGUCA
Molecule: messenger RNA, 359 nt
Organism: Sturnus vulgaris (Common starling)
Lineage: Eukaryota; Metazoa; Chordata; Aves; Passeriformes; Sturnidae
Gene: RPL38
Product: ribosomal protein L38
Biological process (GO): translation; protein-RNA complex assembly
Cellular component (GO): ribosome; cytosolic large ribosomal subunit
Molecular function (GO): structural constituent of ribosome
Source: RefSeq, a predicted model, not a curated record